Messenger RNA from Actinia tenebrosa (Australian red waratah sea anemone), 1339 nucleotides. RefSeq names its product gastric triacylglycerol lipase. Gene Ontology annotation, biological process: lipid metabolic process. Gene Ontology annotation, molecular function: hydrolase activity, acting on ester bonds. The record is from RefSeq and is a predicted model, not a curated record. NCBI's taxonomy places the organism in Eukaryota, Metazoa, Cnidaria, Anthozoa, Actiniaria, Actiniidae.
ACUUUCCUCAUAAUAUUACACAAGCCUGCAGAGUACGCAGUUUCGCAGUGGGUCUUUCAGCCCAAUAACUCACGCUGUUACUGAGUACGUUGCUCUGUUACUGUGUGAUUUAGUGGCCGAAAAAUAAAGCUGAACUCACACACAGGUGCAUUCAAAAUGUACGCGCUUGUAUUUCUGUGUUUGUAUGGAAUCGCUUCUGCGAGGCAAGUAUACUUUCAUGGGAGACCAAAUCCACAUGUAGGAAAAGAGCUACCGGAAGUGUCGAUGAAUGUGAGUCAAAUGAUAGCAUACAACGGGUACCCUGUGGAAAACCAUGACGUCACCACCGACGAUGGAUACAUUCUGUCCAUUCAACACAUUCCAUAUGGGCGACAUGACAAAUGUAAAGAUGUACCAUCCAAGCCAAUCGUGUUCCUUCAGCAUGGUCUACUCUGUUCUUCUUCAAACUGGUGUCUACAGUGACCUACAUGAAAGGGGCCCUGAAGUAUCUGAGCUAUUUCACACCAGAGUUAGAGGAAUUCUUCAAGAUUUUUGGUAAUCGGGACUUCUUACCAUCAAAUGAAAUACUUCGGAUUCUGUCAAAACUUCUUUGUGGACAUGAGGUUGUUAGAGAUGUUUGCUCGGAUAUUCUAUUUUUGAUAGCAGGACUGGAUACCAAACAACUCAAUGAGACUCGUCUUCCUAUUUACAUCUCGCACACCCCAGCAGGAACAUCAGUCAAGAAUUUGAUACACUUUGCUCAGCUGCAUCGUUCUGGUAAAUUCCAGAUGUACGACUACGGCAGCGAGGAAAAGAACCAAAAGCAUUAUGGGCAGGGUACCCCUCCUGAGUAYRACGUGUCAUCAGUGGCCGUCCCUACAGCUCUCUACUGGGGAGGAAACGACGACUUAGCCGAUCCGAAAGACGUCAAAUCUCUGAUGAAAAAGUUGCCGCAUCAAAUGUACAAUAAGUUCAUCCCCGAAUGGAACCAUCUGGACUUUAUUUGGGCCCUUGAUUCGGCGCCCCUAGUUUACGAUGAUGUUAUUAGGCACAUAAGAUCAAAGGAUAUGGAAGAUAUGUCGUGAAAAGGCAUCUGUAAAAUGAUCGGACCUCUAGUUAUUGACUAAUCGAUACCACUACCACCUCACGUAUCGACCAAUAACGUCACCACGUGCCAAUGCCGAUGUAUAACAUUAAUUUUAUUCCGAAUCUGAUUUGCCAAAAGAAGAUAUUUUUAUUGCUCAGGAUGUCUUAAAUCUGAUAGCCAAUGCUGACUGUGUAUUUAUAUUGAUAUAUAUGAUGACAAUAUUGCUUUUCUCGUCCAAAGUCAGUAAUUAAUAAAAUUAUUUUGCUUUUUAAA